AUGGGUGAGAUACUUGGAUCAGCGAGUUUUUUACAUCUCGGAGAUAUUGUCAGCUUGUACGCCGAAGGAACAGUAUCAGGAUUUUUAUCAACUCUAGGAUUAGUUGAUGAUAGAUGCGUCGUUUGUCCUGAAGCCGGGGACUUGGUUAAUCCGCCCAAGAAGUUUAGAGACUGCCUGUUCAAAAUAUGUCCUAUGAAUCGAUAUUCCGCUCAAAAGCAGUUCUGGAAAGCGGCGAAGCAGAGUGGAAGUUCAACAACGGAUGCCGUUUUAUUAAAGAGACUUCAUCAUGCCGCGGAAAUCGAAAAAAAACAAAAUGAUACUGAAAAUAAAAAAUUAUUGGGCUCCGUUGUGUCUUACGGCAACGUUGUCCAGCUACUUCACCUUAAAUCCAAUAAAUACCUGACGGUAAAUAAACGACUCCCAGCACUUUUGGAGAAAAAUGCGAUGCGUGUUUACCUGGACGCUAAUGGCAAUGAAGGCUCCUGGUUUUACAUAAUGCCCUUCUACAAAUUAAGGAGCGACGGUGAUAGCGUCGUUGUAGGUGAUAAAGUUAUAAUGGAGCCUGUUAAUUCUGGCAGACAGGGUCUUCAUGUUGCCGCAAACUACGAGCUUAGCGAUAAUCCAGGCUGUAAGGAAGUUAAUGUUGUUAAUGCCUCUACUUCCUGGAAAGUAACGUUGUUUAUGGAGCACAAAGAAAACCAGGAAGAGAUACUCAAAGGUGGAGACGUUGUUAGGCUCUUUCAUGCCGAGCAGGAGAAAUUUUUGACUAUGGAUGAGUAUAAAAAAAAACAUCAUGUCUUUUUGAGAACUACUGGAAGAACAAGCGCUACUGCGGCGACCAGUAGUAAGGCGUUGUGGGAAGUAGAGGUUGUUCAACAUGAUCCCUGUAGAGGUGGAGCAGGUCAUUGGAAUUCUUUGUUUCGAUUUAAACAUCUUGCUACCGGUCAAUAUUUAGCCGCGGAAAUAGAUAUUGAUGAGCCAUUAGACACAUCUAAAUUAAAACGUGAUUUAUCUGGAGCAGCGUACCGACUGGUGUCUGUACCCCACAGCAAUGAAAUCAGUUCACUAUUUGAGCUGGACCCUACAACACUAACUAGAGCCGACAGUUUGGUACCUCAAUCGUCAUUUGUAAGACUACAUCAUAUAUGCACAAACACUUGGGUACAUUCAACGAGUGUACCUAUUGACAAAGACGAUGAAAAGCCAGUCAUGUCAAAGGUAGGAUGCGCUAUAAAUAAAGAGGACAAAGAAGCUUUUGCUUUGAGAUCUGUUUCUCCAGUAGAAGUUCGUGACCUUGAUUUUGCGAACGACGCUUGCAAAGUGCUUGCAUCAAUUAGCGGUAAAUUGGAGCAAGGGACGAUAUCCCAUAAUGAAAGGAGAGCUGUUACAAGUUUGCUCCAAGAUAUUGUUUACUUUAUUGCUGGGUUGGAGAAUGAACAAAACAAGUCGGAAGCGCUUGAUUUGAUAGUUACAAAUGCUGUGAGAGACAGACAAAAAUUAUUGAGAGAGCAGUAUAUACUUGGGCAGUUGUUUAAGAUACUUCAAGCACCGUUUUUGGAAUCUAAUGAGGGCGAGGGACCUUUUUUGAGGAUAGAAGAAUUAAAUGAUCCUCGACACGCACCUUACAAAUAUAUAUUCCGGUUAUGUUACCGGAUAUUAAGAUUAUCGCAGCAAGAUUAUCGGAAGAAUCAGGAGUACAUUGCCAAGUUUUUUGCGUUUAUGCAAAAACAAAUCGGUUAUGAUAUUUUAGCAGAGGAUACAAUUACUGCAUUGUUACAUAAUAAUCGUAAAUUGUUGGAAAAACAUAUUACAGCAGCUGAGAUAGAGACGUUCGUUGGACUAGUUAGAAAAAAUAUGAAAAAUUGGGAAUCUAGAUUCUUAGAUUACUUAUCAGAUUUAUGUAUAUCUAACAAAAAAGCCAUUGCGGUAACACAGGAAUUAAUUUGUAAGAGUGUUCUUAGUGAUAAAAAUAAGGAUAUUUUAAUAGAUACUAAAAUGAUUAAAACUCAACUGGAGGUCGAGGAGAAUAUUAAUGAAGAGCAUGAACAUGAACACGAACACCACGACGAUACUAGCGAAAUAACUCAGAUAACGAUAUUAGAAGAGUUUGAAAUCGUUCUUACUUGGAAUAAUGGAAAACGUUCAAUGUCACUUAGCGAACUGUCAAGGGGCGCUAAAAUAGGAAACCACGAGCAUAUUGCUAUAUUGGAUUACUAUAGACAUCAAUUAAAUUUAUUCAGUAAUAUGUGUCUUAAUCGACAGUACUUGGCUUUGAAUAAUUUGUCCCCGCAUUUAGAUAUUGAUUUAAUUUUAAAGUGCAUGGAGGAUGAAACGGUACCUUAUGAGCUACGUGCUUCCUUUUGCCGCCUCAUGUUACAUUUGCACGUCGAUCGAGACCCUCAAGAACCUGUAACGCCUGUUAAAUACGCUCGUCUGUGGUCAGAAAUUUCAUCAAAAAUUAGUAUCAACGAUUAUGACACUAAUAAAAUGCCAGAUGAAAAUAAAGAAGCCGUCAGAGCUCGGUUUAGCUCGACAAUACUGUUUGUCGAAGAUUAUUUAUGUAAUGUCGUGUCGAAUGUCUGGUCAUUUGCAGAUCAUGAACAAAAUAAACUCACAUUUGAAGUUGUUAAAUUGGCAAGGGAUCUCAUUUAUUUUGGAUUCUAUAGCUUUAGCGAUUUACUGAGAUUAACUAAAACGCUACUCAAUAUACUCGACUGUGUGUCUGAUAAGGAUUUCAUUGAUGGGAAAAUAUCGUCAACCAGUGAAAGUGAUACCGAAUCGUUGGAUUCUAAAAAUGAAGCUGAAGGUGGUGUAUUGAAAUGUAUAGGAGACAUGGGAGCAGUAAUGACAAGUCUAGCUCUUGGACCCGCAGGUCAAACGAUGUCCGGAAGUUCUUCGCCUCGAUCGAGCCCAGCGGCUAAAAAAGAAUAUCCGCUUGUGAUGGAUACAAAGCUAAAAAUAAUUGAAAUCUUGCAGUUUAUUCUUGACGUUCGGCUUGAUUAUAGAAUAUCCUGUCUGCUGAGUAUCUUCAAAAAGGAAUUUGAUGAGAACGAAAGAAUGUCAGGCGACGGGAGUCUUGAGCAGAAAGGAAUAGACUUAGAAGCUAUUGGUACUCAAGCGGAAGGAAUAUUUGGUAGUAGUGACGAAUGCUUAGCAUUAGAUCUCGAUGGACAAGGCGGUCGUACAUUCCUGAGAGUUUUGCUGCAUUUAGCAAUGCAUGAUUACCCUCCGUUAGUAUCUGGCUCUCUCCAUUUAUUAUUCCGACAUUUCAGUCAAAGACAAGAAGUCCUUCAAGCGUUUAAGCAGGUUCAAUUGCUAGUUUCGGACAGUGAUGUGGAGUCUUAUAAGCAAAUUAAAGCCGAUUUAGAUGUUCUACGUCAGUCAGUGGAAAAAUCAGAGCUGUGGGUUUAUAAAUCAAAGUCAGUUGAAGAGCAUGGAGGUAAAAAGAAGAAGAGCAAUAAAGAAGACGAGGAUGAGGGUGCGACUCCCCGUAAAAUGCCUCCGAAGUUGGCUCAGAUAGAUAAGCGAGGGUCUGCUAUUGAUUUGGACGUCGGACCGCCUCUUCAUGCGGACCAAGCUGAAGAAUACAGAAAAAUUCAACAAAUAUUAAUAAGAAUGAAUAAAUUAUGCAUUCAAACCCUACCUGGUGGCAUUGUCAAGCCGCGCAAACAUGAGCAAAGGCUCUUACGUAACGUCGGUGUCCACACAAUUGUUUUAGACCUCCUUCAAGUUCCAUUUGACUGCAAAGAAGAUACUCGGAUGAAUGAAUUAAUGCGACUUGCUCAUGAAUUUCUUCAAAAUUUCUGCCUCGGUAAUCAACAGAACCAAGUUCUUCUUCACAAACAUCUCGAUUUAUUUUUGAACCCCGGCAUACGGGAAGCUCAAACAGUCUGCAGUAUUUUUCAAGACAAUUCAACGCUCUGCAAUGAAGUCAGUCCAAAAGUGAUUCAACAUUUCGUUCACUGCAUUGAAACUCACGGUAGACAUGUUCAAUAUUUGAAGUUUCUUCAAACUAUUGUCAAAGCGGAAAAUCAAUUUAUCCGAAAGUGUCAGGAGAUGGUGAUGCAAGAGCUGGUUCAAGCUGGAGAAGAUGUACUUGUAUUUUACAACGACCGCGCGUCAUUUAAUUAUUUUAUUGAAAUGAUGAAGUCGGAAAGAUACCGCAUGGAUGAAAGCAGUCCACUCAAAUAUCACGUCGAGCUUGUCAAGCUAUUAGCUUGCUGUACAAUGGGGAAAAAUGUCAACACGGAAAUAAAAUGCCACAGCCUUCUGCCGCUCGAUGACAUUGUCGCGAUGGUGUCUCAUCCCGACUGUCUUCCCGAAGUCAAAGAAGCUUAUAUCAAUUUUCUAAAUCACUGUUAUAUUGACACUGAGGUUGAGAUGAAAGAAAUUUACACAUCAAAUCACAUGUGGUCACUUUUUGAGCGGUCCUUUACCGUCGACAUGGCAAUAAUCGGGACCGCGACGCACGACAGGAAUCACGCUGACACUGCGCUGGAAAAUUACGUUCUCAAUUGUCUGAUGAACAUCAUCACUACCUUCUUCAGCAGCCCGUUUUCAGAUCAAAGUACUACCGUCCAGACCAGACAGCCAAUAUUUGUGCAAUUAUUGCACGCAGCAUUUAAAGUAUCACAAUGCGCGUGGUUGAAUGCCGGCCAGCGAUUCAAUGUCGAAAAUUGUAUCAGAACUCUAUCUGAAGUUGAGUGUCCGUCAUCUGAGGACGGAAUGGAACGAUUUGCAUGUCCGACUCCCGACAGAAUGGGCAGGUAUCGGUGCAUCGACGAUCACACAAAGGCACAUUUGGACGUACUGGCAGAGGCUUUACUGCGAUGGGUCAGAGGCCGCUAA
This is a messenger RNA of Cotesia congregata, 4848 nucleotides long. NCBI's taxonomy places the organism in Eukaryota, Metazoa, Arthropoda, Insecta, Hymenoptera, Braconidae. The record is from the annotation of a GenBank genome assembly.